AGAUGGAUGAGGAUGAGGAGGGCUGGAGAAGGGCCGUGAAAGGAGCAAAGGCUGGGACCGCACUGAGCUGCUCGGGCAGCUGCUGCUCUUCGCUGGCCAUGGCUGUGAAAGACCCCACAGCUGUUGAACGAGCAAAUUUAUUGAAUAUGGCUAAAUUAAGUAUCAAGGGACUCAUUGAAUCAGCUCUAAGCUUUGGCCGAACUCUUGAUUCUGACUAUCCACCUCUGCAACAGUUCUUUGUCGUCAUGGAGCACUGCCUGAAACAUGGCCUUAAAGUAAAAAAAUCUUUUCUAAGUUACAAUAAAACAAUCUGGGGCCCUCUGGAGCUUGUGGAAAAGCUGUACCCAGAAGCUGAGGAAAUCGCUGCUAGCGUUAGAGACUUACCUGGUCUCAAAACUUCAUUAGGACGUGCUCGGGCUUGGUUACGACUGGCACUUAUGCAAAAAAAGAUGGCUGACUAUCUGCGAUAUCUCAUCUUACGGAAGGAUCUCCUUGGUGAAUUUUAUGAAUAUCAUGCACUGAUGAUGGAAGAAGAAGGAGCAGUUAUUGUUGGGUUGCUCGUUGGUUUAAAUGUAAUAGAUGCAAACCUGUGUGUAAAAGGAGAAGAUUUGGAUUCACAAGUCGGUGUGAUUGAUUUCUCAAUGUAUUUAAAGAAUGAAGAUGAUAUUGAAAGCAAAGAAAGAAAUGACCAUAUUGCUGCUAUAUUGGAUCAAAAGAAUUAUGUUGAAGAACUAAACCGGCAGCUGAAUAGCACAGUCAGCAGCCUCCAUACCCGCGUUGAUUCACUAGAGAAGUCAAAUACUAAACUAAUUGAAGAGUUAGCAAUAGCCAAAAACAACAUUAUUAAACUUCAAGAAGAAAAUCAUCACUUAAGAAGUGAAAACACAUUGAUUUUAAUGAAAACACAGCAUCAUCUAGAGGUGAACAAAGUCGAUGCUGAAGCAGAACUUCAGACAUACAAACACUCUAGACAAAGCUUGGAUGAAAUGUACAAUGAAGCACACAGACAGCUUCGAGAAGAAUCACAGUUAAGACAAGAUAUAGAGAAUGAGCUGAUGGUCCAAGUUGGCAUGAAGCAUGAGAUAGAACUUGCAAUGAAGCUGUUGGAGAAAGAUAUACAUGAAAAACAAGACACCCUUAUAAGUCUGCGGCAACAGUUAGAGGAAGUCAAAGCAAUAAAUGCAGAAAUGUACCAAAAGCUGCAGGUAUCAGAUGAUGCCAUGAAAGAAAAGAAUGAAAUAAUUGGCCGACUGGAGGAUAAAACCAGUCAGAUUACGGCAACUAUGAAGCAAUUAGAGCAAAGAUUGCAGCAAGCAGAGAAGGCUCAAAUGGAGGCAGAGAGUGAGGACAAGAGAUUUAAACAAGAUUAUAUGAGUAAAUCUGAAAGUCUCCAGAAAGAAAUUGCCCAGAAGGAGAAAAAAGUGUGUCAGUUGGAAACAGAUUUGAAAAUAGAAAGAGAAUGGCGACAAACCAUGGAAGAGGAUCUUAAAAAGGAAAAAGAAACAUCAUCUUCCUUGAAGACAGAGACCCAACAAAUCAUUACUCUUAAAAAAGAAUUCCUAAAAUUACAUGAAAAAAACAAGCAGUUGAAAAAUCUGUCCCAUGGUCAAGAAGAAGCUCUCCAAGAACUGGCUGGCAAACUUAGCGAAUCAAAGCUUAAAAUAGAAGAUAUAAAAGAAGCAAACAAAACAUUGCAGGGGCAGGUCUGGCUAAAGGACAAGGAAGCUACCCACUGCAAAUUAUGUGAAAAGGAAUUUUCUCUUUCCAAAAGGAAGCAUCACUGUAGGAACUGUGGUGAAAUUUUCUGUAAUGCCUGCUCUGACAAUGAACUGCCUUUGCCAUCUUCGCCAAAGCCUGUACGAGUCUGUGAUUCCUGUCAUGCACUGCUCAUACAGAGGUGUUCUUCCAAUGUGCCAUAAGAGUCAUCUACAGAUUUAUAAAAUGUCACUUCUCUACAAGGAUAAGUAUGAUAGUGUUGCUAUACCUACUCCUGCAACGCUAGUCAAUACCUUUGUAUUGUCAAAAUCAUGUAAACACCCAUUCCCAAAACCUUUGUUGCAUUAAUGUUCCUGCAGUGCCAGCAUGAUGUCAUGUUUUGUGAGGUUGUGCUAAUGCAGUGACUGAUUUGUAUCUGCUUGUGCAACACGUUAUCAUCCAUACAGGCAGGAAUGUUCCAUGUUCGAUGCAUCUGCCAUUUUAUCAUACAAAUGACCAUUCCAAGGUUCUUACUUUGGGAAUAGGUUGACAUGCUUAGAAGUCAGAGAGGAGCUGGGCAGAGCUUCAUGGGUGGUGAAGUGAGGUUCAUUAUCCUGUGCAGUUUUAUAUCCUUUCUAUCCUCCCCAUACCCCCCCAAGACUCUCGUCUGUUAGUGCAGCACUUUGUAUACGUGUGGUGGCUUAGCUAGAGUAAGAAGGUAGAGGGCUGUGAUGCAGGACAACGGUGCUUGCGCUUGAUGGGAAGAUUCAUGAUGCUCAUCAGUUGGAGCUCUACCUUGGAUAGAGGCCUGCCAGGUCUGGGAGAUCUCCCAAUAUAGUUCUCUUCCUGAGAACUCCCUGUCUUACAUUAUAUGCACUGGGAUAUGGGAGAGAGCCUAGCACAAGGAAGGACAGGUGAGAGGGGUGAUAAUGGAAAAUGUGAAAUGUUUCUGUUCUGAGCCUCAGGUGAGAAAACUUGUUAGGAAUUUGAGGGAUGCCCUGAACUCCUGUCCAGUUGGAAUCUAAUUCCUCACCACAAUAUGCAGUAAUGUAGCAGUUACAAAAUCUUUUAAACAGUACCACAGAAGGGUACUUAAAGGACAUUGGCUAACUUGAUAGGUGCCUUUUCUUUCUGUACCCAUCAAAAGUAGAUAUCAAACUAUUGAGAAACAACUUAUACAACCAUGUACAUCAGAGUUUUGUGUGUAUUUCUGUCAGGUUGGAGUGUGUGGAAGUGAUGUUUACAGGAAAAUUGGGUAAUUAAGAGAUUUGUAUUUCAUAUAAUAGAAGCAUUAUAGUGUAUACAGUAAAACAAAUUUCUAAGACCAAAUUCUUAAGAAUACUUACACAAUAGCAAACCCUUGUAUUAAAUAUAAUAAAACAUGCCAGGGUGCCUUUUUAUUUGACUUGUACCAUUUUAUUUGACGUGUACAUCUAACCCAGAAAGAGGAGAAAAAAGUUAUUUCCUCUAAUUUAAUUCAUUUUUUAUAUAAUUUGAUAUUUUGUUUCAUUUUCAAGAUAGUAACUCUACACAAAAUCACAGUAGCUAAUGAAAUAGUUUUUAUGGUUUCUGAAAAGGUGGACUGUGUUGCUGAGCUGCUAAAUGACCAUUAGUAUCCACAGCACCCAAGUACCACAGAUUUAAGAUCAGCAAAGAGCCCUUUCUUGCUUUAGACUUAUGAGAACCAUGAGGAAUACAAAAGACCUGAUGAGUUGUGCAUUUAGUUAGGGCUUCUGCACCUUUAAUAGUGUGACAAAAGGAAAUGUAAGCACAUUUGAAAGCAAUUCUGAUUUCCAGAUGACUUACUUUUUAUAGUAUAUUUAAAAGUUGGAACAUAUGUUCUCACUUGGCUCUCACCCACCCCAAGCACAACAC
Molecule: messenger RNA, 3570 nt
Organism: Elgaria multicarinata webbii
Lineage: Eukaryota; Metazoa; Chordata; Lepidosauria; Squamata; Anguidae
Gene: RUFY2
Product: RUN and FYVE domain containing 2
Exons: 18
Coding region: 3-1919 (638 amino acids)
Cellular component (GO): cytoplasm
Molecular function (GO): metal ion binding
Source: RefSeq, a predicted model, not a curated record